Messenger RNA from Hyalella azteca, 2304 nucleotides. RefSeq lists its product as uncharacterized. The coding region runs from base 66 to 1427 and encodes 453 amino acids. Lineage: Eukaryota; Metazoa; Arthropoda; Malacostraca; Amphipoda; Hyalellidae. The record is from RefSeq and is a predicted model, not a curated record. The transcript is spliced from 7 exons.
UAAUAUUACCUAACUUUUAUUAUUAUCCUUAAAUCUUUGAGAUUUUUAGCCUGUACAACCAUUCCAUGAUGGAUGAGUGGAAGGAAUGCAAGUGUGAAUCUUGCAAAAGUUGUAUAAUGUUACAAAAAUUGAAGACAGAGGGCUAUGAGUGCAAUGCUCUGGUUGAACAAGCUUUGCAUGGUAAAGUUGUUCCUCCACCUUGGUAUGACAAGCAAAAAUUCUUGAGAGGCCAAGAGUUCUUCCACAUGAAUUUCCUGUCAAUUUUCAUGAGCAACCUGGUUAGUUUGAGUGCAAUUCUCCACGUACAAGGAAUUGUCUCAGUUCUCAGUCACACUGGCAAGUCUUCCACUCAAGUGACGGCUGCUGUGAGAUACUUGUCCACUCUUCGGCAUGUGUACUUGUGGUAUUCUGGAGAUCCAUUUGAACCUGGUUCUGAAGCAAAUAAAUCUAUCAUGUUGGUUAGAAAAAUGCAUCUAGCUGCCCUAAAAGGAAUUCCCAAAGAAAAGUGUUUGAAUGGCUGUGAUUCUCACAACUCACUGCCACAAGAAAAACAACUGUUCAAUGCUAGUAAUUCAAUAACAGAGGCUACUUCAUUGCACUCUGAUACUCAUUUUAACCACUCUUCAGAGAGCCAAGAAGAUCUUAGAGGGAUGCUGUGCAAAAGUGGGAAAACACAGAAGGCGUCGCAGGUAGACAUGGUCGCCACCUUAUGGGCGUUCUGUGCUCUGCCUUGCAUCAAAUGGCGCGAGCUGGGUGUCGCCGAAUCAUCUCUGCACCUCAUGCCAGACUUCAUACAUUUCUGGAGGACUGUAGGAUAUCUUAUGGGCGUUCAAGACCGCUUCAACAUCUGUGCUCCUUUCAAUUGGGACACAUCAUUGCAAGAUUCUACAAGCUGCUCCUCAGAAACAAUGAUUGAGAAGCCUGAGUUUGUCGCUCUUCUGCACCAGCUUUUGGAUCCGUCUAUCAGAAAAGACAAGGAAGCAAGCCAUCAAAUGGUGGAAGCACUCCUAAGGGGCAUCAAAAAAGUGGUGCUGGUGGUUGAGUACGAGGCGUUCCUAUGCUUCUCGUACCGCGUGCUGGGGCUUGCUUCUCAUGCACAGGCGCUGCUGCCUCUCUUGUCUGACUCGCAACAACGACUCCUCAAUCUGCAGGUGUACGUCUUCGGUACGCUGCUGCACAGGCCCGUGCUAGGUCCGCCAUUACGCCGCUUCUUGAACGCGUUGCUGCUCUUCAGCAUCACCUACGCAGACAACCCCUUCGUCAUCACCGCAGUCGACUUCGUUGUCACCACAGUCGACUUCAUCGUCUCUAUCGUCUACUUCGUCAACAUUGGCGUUGUAACCACAGUUAACUUCACCGUCGCUACGGUGGUUGGCGUCGUCAACGCUUUAUUCGGGGCCCUGUGGAGGGUAGCCGGCUGGCGAUAAUUUGGGUCCUGCUAGACAGUGAUUAGUACUUUAAUCAGAAAGAUCUUCCUAACUUUAUCAGUGGGAAUUGUGAUAUAAUUGUUGUGCAAUAAAAGGCCAAGUGUACUUAAUUUAAGCAAAAAGCACAAAUGAUUGUUGAAUAACAAUAGUAGUAGCGUUUCCGUCCCACUAUGUCUUCAAUGCCAAAGAGUUUUUGAAUAAUUACUUUCUCUGUAGGAUAAUUUCUAAGCAGUCAAGACCAAAACUUCAGGUUCAAACUGAAAACGAACAAAGUCAUUGAGCCUAACUAAAGUAUCGUGAAGCUCAAUUAGGAGGAGAUUAAGACUCAACUAAUCGCAACGCAGUAGUAUUUUGAUGUUAGAAUAAACACAGCUUAUCUUCCAUCUUCGUUGGCAAUUUUGGCUGCUUCUGUAUUGGCUGCGUUAGCUGGUAGUCGUCGCAUCAGCGACGGUUUGAUAUUUUUUUUGGGGUAAUCAUGCAGGAAAACAUGUAAGAAUUUGAGUGAAAGAAUUUAUAGGCGUUUGAUAAAAUGCCAAUCUAAUGCAUUGAAGGGAUGCAGAAUUUUUUGAAGAAUUAUUAUCGAGUUAAAAAUUCGAAGUUGUAGCCAUGGAUUGGCAGCCUAUGUUCCUCAACCAUGCUUGUUCUACAGUAGCGCGUUCUAAACCUCAUAAUAUGGUGUCACGUUCAUGGCUUGGCCCUGAGCAUUCUAUUGCCUUUCUCUGACUUAUUUAAAUUACCAUCGAGUGACUUAUAAGUAUUACGGACGAAUAUUUUUUGGUAUACUUCAUCACUGACUUAUUGGUAUUAACUCUUCACUGACGUAUUGAUGUCACAAGACAUGUAAAUUUAGGUUUUUAACUUCUGUGUUUUUUCUAUU